AGUAGCGAUUAAAAGCGCUUUUUUAUCGCAGUAAGCCUAUACCCCCUUUCAUUUUUCACGAACACUCCCUUUAAGGCAACUCAGUAAGUUCAAAGAUUGGGGAAUUCAAGACAAAACCCGCGAAAUUGAAAUAGAAGAAACCAAAAACAUCUCAACCUGGCUAGUCCAUUGGAGUCCAGGGUAAGUGGCUAGUCCACUGGAGUCCAGGGUAAGUGGGGUCACUUGAAAUUACGUCUACAGUCCCUUUAAAGAUGUCAGGCAUUUGCAACAAUGGAGCUGGGUUUGCAUGCAUCAAAGAGUCCAUGGAAGAGAUGAUAAAAACAAAUAAAGAAAUAGAAGAAGAGAUAAGAAUAGAAAAGAAGAAAAUGAAAAAUAGAAUCAAAAUUCUUCUGCUGGGUUGUGGGGAGGCAGGGAAGUCUACCUUUAUCAAACAAAUGAGAAUUAUUCACGCUGAGAAGAAUCAGAGUCCUUGGACAGAUGAGCAGCUUAAACAGUACAGAUCAGAUGUGUUGAGGAACUGUAUACAAUGUAUCCAAAUUCUACUGAAUCAAAAUAAUGAAGAUCUACCAGUAGGAUACCAGAAUAAUGCUAGUAAGCUGAUGGAACUGCUGGCUGAAAAUCCUAAAGAUCAAGAUCGACUUUUUCAGCACAGUUGCAGUUAG
Eurytemora carolleeae is the source of this 662-nucleotide messenger RNA. RefSeq names its product guanine nucleotide-binding protein G(q) subunit alpha. Gene Ontology annotation, biological process: adenylate cyclase-modulating G protein-coupled receptor signaling pathway. The transcript is spliced from 7 exons. Gene Ontology annotation, cellular component: heterotrimeric G-protein complex. The record is from RefSeq and is a predicted model, not a curated record. Gene Ontology annotation, molecular function: guanyl nucleotide binding; GTPase activity; G protein-coupled receptor binding. Lineage: Eukaryota; Metazoa; Arthropoda; Copepoda; Calanoida; Temoridae. Bases 252 to 662 code for a protein of 136 amino acids.